Molecule: messenger RNA, 749 nt
Organism: Osmerus eperlanus (European smelt)
Lineage: Eukaryota; Metazoa; Chordata; Actinopteri; Osmeriformes; Osmeridae
Product: eotaxin-like
Exons: 4
Coding region: 95-427 (110 amino acids)
Biological process (GO): immune response
Cellular component (GO): extracellular region
Molecular function (GO): chemokine activity
Source: RefSeq, a predicted model, not a curated record
AGAGGUCACUGUUGUGCCGUUGUAGAAGGAAAGACGUCUUCUUACCCACAAACAGUAACUGAAAUCUCUCUUUACAGGUUAUCAGUGACUAGUCAUGGCUGCUGUGUACAAACUCUUAUUCUGUGCCCUCCUCUUCUGCUUCCUAACUGUGACUCAGGGACAGAUGGUGGUGGACUGCUGUCUGAAGGUGAGCGACCAUGAGAUCCCCAGACAGCUGGUCAGAAGCUACCAGCACCAGCACCGAGGCCAGGGCUGCUCGCUGGACGCAGUCAUCUUUGUGACCAAGAAGAACCGCUUCCUGUGUACCACACCUGGCCAGCCCUGGGUCAGAGACCUCAUCAACCAUGUGGACCACCUGACCAAGAAGUGUCGGAGCACCAACUUCCAGGGUAAACGCUGCAGAGGUUUGAAGCCACAGGCAGUCUGAGCUGGGUGCCCUGGUCGAGGAUAGAGGAGCAUGCUGACUCAGACGGCCGACAGAAUAAGAUCUAAAAUGUGAUUCUUCUUCUUCACCACUGAAGCACUUUCCGUCUGUUCCUGACCUGACACGAGUCCAUGUUGUUACUUAGAAGUACAGAUAUACAUCUAGCAGUUAUCGUCAGAGGCAGGACAAUAUAGGACACCAUGAUGGGCAGCUAAUAACAAAUUCCAUUAGAACAGAUUUCUUUUACUUUUUACUGUUUUGUUACAUUUGUCAAAUUGUAUUUUUUUAACAGAACCUUUCAAUAAAGAGAUUAAUUUAAAAUCAA